This is a messenger RNA of Thelazia callipaeda (thelaziosis nematode), 327 nucleotides long. The record is from the annotation of a GenBank genome assembly. Lineage: Eukaryota; Metazoa; Nematoda; Chromadorea; Rhabditida; Thelaziidae.
AUGGCGAAAAGUAUCAGAUCAAAAUCAAAACGACGGAUGCGUUGUAUGAAACGUCAGCGAUUGGCACCACGCGUAUUGAAAAAAUUGCAUGAAACUGUUUCAAAUCUUAAUCCUGUUAGUAAUAGAAUGGAAGUGGAUCAUGGUACUUCUUCAGUUGCAAUGGCCAGUAUUUUUUUAUUUUUUGAGAUGGAAGUUGAUGGUACGGGUUUCAAUUUGAAAACAAUGAAAAAGCCAGAUGGAUCUUAUCCUGUCUGGUUAAGUCAAAGAAUAAUCAAAAAAAAGAAGAAGCGAAAGAAAACUGUGAAAAAAAAAUGCAAAAGAUCUUGA